Molecule: messenger RNA, 2099 nt
Organism: Phialemonium atrogriseum
Lineage: Eukaryota; Fungi; Ascomycota; Sordariomycetes; Cephalothecales; Cephalothecaceae
Exons: 2
Coding region: 151-1869 (572 amino acids)
Cellular component (GO): Set1C/COMPASS complex
Molecular function (GO): transcription cis-regulatory region binding; protein binding
Source: RefSeq, a predicted model, not a curated record
CAAUUCUCACGGACAGCCUUGCAUUUGAUUGAAGCUCUUGAAGGGAUCUUUGAAACAACAAUUCACCGAUUCUAGCUUUAGCUAUAUUCGGCGCAACCUAGCAGUCCUCUUACUUAGUAUAACAGUGCAUAAUAUAUGUGACGAGGCACAAUGGCUACAGACACAGCGGUUUCUCAAAGGGAUCCCACCCCUACAGCUCCUCGGCUGCCGUCAACUAUCCCUCAGAAGCGGACCCUGGAAGACGUCCACAGCCCUGCUGUCUCUUCUCCUCUCAAUCCUGAUGUCAAACCACCUGCAAAGGUUCAAAUACAGGCCCCCGAGGACACCCAAACCAUGGCCCGCGAGAAACGAACCAAGAAAGAGUCCCUUAAGAAGCGCGAAUCCAAAGGUGCUGCGACCGGCCCUGACAGCUCUAGGGCGACCCCCGAUCCUAAUGAGAGGGAACCGCUUCCAGCCGAGGUCUCGCCGAUGAGAUACAAGCUUGCGCCGCCAAAACCGUCAGAUUUUGAUCCGCCUCGAGGUCCCGUAUUUGCGACCCACCACGUUGUACCAGGCCCUGAUGGCCGCGAUAUUGAGUUCUUCGAGACUUCAGAACAUGUGUACAACAAGAAGAACUUCCACUAUACCGACUGCAUAGCAGAUCCAGCAUUCCCGUCAUCCUUCUACUACCGGCAGACAGAACCAGAGCCCUACGGCCCACAUCUGAGCUUCGAGGAUGCCGCGACGCACAUGUUCUUCGACAGCUCGGGGAAACAUAUUACAACGGACAAGGGUUUUCGGAUGGCGCGGGCCAAUGUUGCAGUGCGAGAGGGCCGAUGGUAUUGGGAGUGCAAGGUGACUCGAGGCACCCUGAAGAAUAAGGGCCCCGAUGAUCCGGACUCCCACGGCCAUGUCCGCGUGGGCUGGGCGCGCAGAGAGGCUUCACUAGAUGCCCCUGUCGGCUUUGACGCCUAUAGUUACGGUAUUCGGGAUGUGGCAGGCCAAAAAGUGCACAUGUCGCGACCCAAGGAUUUCUUCCCGCCCGGGGAGGACCUGAGGCAAGGCGAUGUGAUCGGCCUGGAAAUCCAGUUACCUUCGGAGCAUCUACAUCGGAAGGUAGUACAGGGCGAGUACAACCCGGCAGUCGACCUGGUAGACGAAGACCUCCCCCCCGGCGCAGAAGCACCGAAUAUCGUGCGCGACCGCAUCCCUAUCCGCUUCAAGGCCAACAUCUAUUUCGAGAAGAUCGACUACCACACGACCAAGGAGCUCGACGACUUGAUGAAUCCAUCUCCUGUCGGCCCAUCCGCCCCGGCAGGGUCUUCGCACGGGCCCAACCCCAACCACCGGUUCCCCUCGCUGCGGACGCUGCCGCAUUCGCACAUCAAGAUAUACAAGAACGGCGUCCUGAUGGGCACCCCGUGGACAGACCUGUUCGCCUUCCUGCCGCCCGCGUCGAAGCCACUGGCUCAGCCGGGCGCCAGGGAAUGCCUCGACGACGGGAUGCUUGGCUACUAUCCGGCGGUCAGCGUCUUCCGUGGAGGGGCCGCAGAGGUCAACUUCGGGCCCAAGUUCUGGUAUCCGCCGCCGGGAUCGGAAGGCAACCAGGAAGACGUGGAGAUGAGGGAUGCCGAUGCCGAUGCCGAUGCCCAGGGACAAGCAAAUAGCCUGAGCGCCGGAUCAGACUCGGCUCCGCUACGUCCUUUGAGCGACCGGUACGACGAGCAGAUCGUCGAGGACAUCGUCUAUGACGUCAUUGACGAGGUCGCGUUCUGGAUGCAGGACGGCGGGAGGGUUAUCGACCGCACCGGGAAGGACGAGAAGGUCGGGGAGACGGCCGGAAUGGCGCCGGGACGGGAGGAGAUUAAAGAACUUGUCCAGGACGACUAGAAUCCGCGCCUUCUUGACUCUAAGAAAAACCCGGCGCAACAAACCCGUGGUGUCUCGAGAUUGGUCGUGGGCUCGUUGACUGCUUUUGAGCGGGCGUGUAGCCAUGGGCGACUUGGAUAUCAUGACCCACGGCUGUAACUGCAUGUAAGAUAUGUACCACUCGCGAAACGGUUUCAAGGGUAGGGAAAUGAGCCGGCGUUUGUAGAGCAUGAUUGCGUUGAGAAAAAAGC